UCUUUCAAGUAGAGGGGAAAACAAAAUUUAAAUCAUUUUUGUUUGACUAGAAACGUUUACGAAUCAUCAAAAUGUUGAGGAAUUUCGUAAUUCUUGUGGCUUUGUUCUCAACAAUUUACUGUUAUAAAACCUAUGAUGGAUACAAGAUUCUACGGGUGAACAUAAACUCUGCUGAUGACCACCAGAACAUCCUAUCUCUUGAAUCAGAAGAUGUGCAAGAGAUAUUCUCUGAAGGUAGAUCUGGACACUCGGACGUUCUGAUAUCUUUUCAGAAUUUUCCAAGAUGCCAAACAUAUUUCCAGUCACAUGAGUUAACAUAUUCUCUGGUAUCGGAAGAUGUUGGGGCAGAAAUAAGGAAGGAACGACAAGGACUUCUACUGGCACCGCAGAUUGCACAGGGAGAAUUCUCUUACGACACCUACCAUCGACUCAACAUUAUUUACGAGCAUCUUGACGCCUUGGCAGUAACUCACAGCUCCAAUGCCGAGACCUUUAACCUACCCGGCGAGACGUUCGAGGGAAGAAAGAUUCAAGCAAUCCGGAUCACAACAAACGUCACUUCAGAGGCAUCUAAAGAUAAGCCCUUAAUCUGGUUGGAUGGAGGAAUACAUGCCAGAGAGUGGGUAUCACCAGCCACUGUCAUGUACAUCAUCGACUCUCUGCUCGGAGAACAUGAAAAGGACAAAUCAACACAGAUGACAGCCCUUCUGGACGAAUUCCAGUUUAUCAUCGCCCCUUCCAUCAACCCUGAUGGUUACGAACACUCCCACGUUAAAGAUAGGCUCUGGAGAAAGACUCGAAAGCCAUCUGGAUGUAAAAAGAACAAAUACAACUGGUUCGGGGGCUGUUUCUACAAGAGAUGCUAUGGAGUGGACCCCAACAGAAAUUGGAGUACUGACUGGGGUAGAGCAGGAGUUAGCACAGAUCCCUGCAGUGAAGUCUAUCCUGGAAAGGAAGCCUUCGACCAGGAAAACACAAGGAUUGUAAGUGAUUUCCUGACCCCACACAAGGACAAGUUGAAGCUCUAUGUCACCUAUCACAGUUACUCUCAACUGUUCCUCACACCGCUCGGAUACACGACAGCAGAACCUGCUAACUACCAGCACCACCUGAAAGUUGGGGCAUGUGGUGACGCCAUCGCGCAGCGCCACGGUGCUAAGUACAUAAACCAGCGCAGUGCUGCGCUCUACCCGGCUAGUGGGGACAGUGCUGAUUGGGCCCAUGAUGUGCUGGGUCUUACUGAUUCCUACACUUUUGAGUUGAGACCCGACGAGAACUCCUGGAAAGUCGGAUUCGAGCUUCCUGAGGAGCAGAUUCUACCGACGGGAGAGGAGAACGUGGACGGUUUGCUAGCUCUGAUAGCCAAUAUAGAGUACAACAACGAUGUUUAGUACAGUACACUGUAGAGGCAAAUUUUUUGAAGAUUCAGCUUCGCAUGUGAUUCUUUUCUAACGGAAAAAAGU
This is a messenger RNA of Bolinopsis microptera, 1463 nucleotides long. Its product is annotated as zinc carboxypeptidase-like. The record is from RefSeq and is a predicted model, not a curated record. Gene Ontology annotation, molecular function: zinc ion binding; metallocarboxypeptidase activity. NCBI's taxonomy places the organism in Eukaryota, Metazoa, Ctenophora, Tentaculata, Lobata, Bolinopsidae. Gene Ontology annotation, biological process: proteolysis.